This is a messenger RNA of Rangifer tarandus platyrhynchus (Svalbard reindeer), 1638 nucleotides long. The record is from the annotation of a GenBank genome assembly. Lineage: Eukaryota; Metazoa; Chordata; Mammalia; Artiodactyla; Cervidae.
AUGGAGGCCUUGGAAGCUGAGCCCGCUCGGGCUGAGGACGCGGAGCCAGCGGCGCCCUGGGCUCGUCUGGAGGCCCCCGUCCGCCUCCUGCUGCAGGCGCUGCAGGCCGGGCCCGACGGGGCGCGGCGUGGUCUGGGGGUGCUGCGGACACUGAGCGGCCGCGGCGGGGAGCCCUUUGCCUGGGGCGGCGUCCUCGAGGCGCUGUGCCAGGAGGAGCCCGUCGUGGAGGGCCCGGACUGUCGCCUGGAGCUGAAACCGCUGCUACUGCGAUUGCCCCCGUUAUGCCGGAGAAACCUGAUGUCCCUGCUCAUGGCUGUUUGGCCGUCGCUGCCCGAAAGCAGGCUCCUCCCUGUGCUGCAGGUUGCAAGGCAGGAUUCAAGCCCUGACCCUGACCCCUGGCUCCGGGCCCUUGGAGAAUUUCUGCGAAGGGAUCUGAGUGCUGGCGUCUCCACUGAUGGAGCGUCCCUACUGUCUAAAAGGUGCCAGAGACAGCUCCAAGGCCUCUGUAAGCGGCUGGGCCAAGGGGGCAGGAAGUUGAAGUUGCCCCCGGUUCCAGAUGCCGAAGGGGAAGGAGAGCAGGAGGAGGACAAGGACUCCCAGCAGCCUGGGAAACGCAGGAAGGAGCCAGAGGAAGAGCCUGUCAGUCCCGGGGGGGAGAGGGCCUCCAAAAGGCUCCGGUGUUUGGAAAGGGAAGAAGAGGAAGAAGAAGGUCAUGAGGCGAAGAGACCUGAACGUGAAUCUUCGGAAUCCCUGGCUGAUGGAGGAGAUGCAUCAUCCAUUACAAACCAGCCUAUCAUGGGACCUGAGCCCAGUGAGGCUGGUCAGAGUCUAAAGGAAGCUAAGGGCCUACCUGAGGGUUUGGAGUUGCCCAGAGUUAUCCAGGACCAGGUUCCCAGGCUGCAGCAGCUGCUCAAGACCCUCGGGAAGGGGUUGGAAGGACUGGAGGGCACCCCACCAGCUGAGCUGCAGCUUCUCCAGGAGUGCAGUCCUGGCCAGGUGGACCUGCUGUGUGCCCAGCUGCAGCUCCCGCAGCUCCUGGACACAGGUCUCCUCCAGCUCUGCACCUGGCUGCUGGCCCUGUCACCAGACCUCAGCCUGGGCAAUGCCACUGUGCUGACCAGGAGCCUCUUCCUUGGACGGAUUCUCUCCCUGACUUCCUCAGCCUCCCGCCUGCUCACGACUGCCCUGACCUCCUUCUGUACCAAGUAUCCCUAUGCUGUCUGCAGAGCCCUCCUUGGCCCUGUGCUCCAAGCCCCAGGAAUAGGUCCAGCUCAAACAGAGUUACUGUGUUGCCUUACAAAGGACAAGGCCCUGGCGCCAGAUGUGCAGGUUCUAAUGCUGGGACGGAUCUCAGAGCUGCCCUGGAAGGAGGAGACUUUCUUGGUGCUGCAGUCACUCCUGGAGCGGCAGGUGGAGAUGCCCCCUGAGAAGUUCAGUGUGUUGAUGGAGAAACUCUGUAAAGAGGGGCCAGUGGCCACCACAUCCAUGGCCUAUGCCAAGCUCCUGCUGACAGUGAUGACCAAGUAUCAGGCCAACAUCACCGAGCCCCAGAAGCUGGGCCUGGCCGCAGCUGUGGAGCUUAACACCACUUUCCUGAGGAAGUCCCUGCAGGCCGCCCUGCGUCAUCUGACCCCUUGA